Molecule: messenger RNA, 4980 nt
Organism: Arabis nemorensis
Lineage: Eukaryota; Viridiplantae; Streptophyta; Magnoliopsida; Brassicales; Brassicaceae
Source: the annotation of a GenBank genome assembly
AUGGGUAGGAGAAAGCAAUCCAAGCCGCAGCGUUCGGUGGGUUUGAUCACAGAUACUGGUCUAGAUUCCGAUAGUAAGCGAUUAUCCGGAGAUGAUGCGGAAUGUUCUCGAGAAAAGAGUGUUGAAGAUAUCGAUAAGCCGUAUUAUGUGAACAUAUGUUUAAGUAGUCGAAUUUCGGAUCAGCAUCACUUUGAUAUAGCUGAAGUUGUUCCAACGAAUUUAAGUUUUAGAGAUAGUGGUUCACUCACACCCAUUGGGAUUGAUCAUGGUCUGGAUUGCUCAUUACGGUUUCGGCUAUGCAAUGUGACUAGUUUUGUUGAUCGGAUUAAGCUUGGUCAUUGGCCGGUAUUGUCUUCGAGUGAUAUAACUUUGGAAUUGGUUGAUAAAAAGAUGUCUGAUGAUGAGGCUGUGUCAGUGAUUUGGUCUGCAAGUUUUGACGGUCCAGGGGAAGGGGUUUCGGGUCUUGCUCAUUUGGCAAGCAUAAAGUUUUUGACUUUAAGGCUCGUGCCGGGUAAUCAGGGAUUGUUGUCUCCUAGAGUUAGAGUUGAAAUGCUUCAGCAGGCUUUUGAUGCUUGUGAUUCGCUUCUUGAGAAUACAAGGCAAAUAUGGAAGAAGAGUAUGAUUCAUGUCAUGUCUUGGUUGAGGCCAGAGGUAAUGACUUCAGAGGCUAGGUAUGGGACACAUUUAAACGUGCAGGAAAUUGAGAGAUCGAUGGUGGUGGAAGCUGAAACUUUGGACUCUAGUAAACAGUCGAGGUUUGAUGCUGCUGCUUUUUAUGAAUCCAUAAAGCCAUCAAAGAUGGAUGCGAUACUUGAAGAUGACAUAACUGAUUUGCUCCCAGAACUUAGGCCAUACCAACGACGUGCAGCUUAUUGGAUGGUGCAGCGAGAGAGAGGAGAUCCAAUAACGUUGGGAGACAAGGAAGAUAACCAAUUCAUUUCACCUUUGUCUGUCUCUGUUGGUUUCCAUGACUCUGCUUCAAAAAUGUUCUUUAACCCAUUCAGUGGAAAUAUCUCAUUGGCACCAGAGUAUUUUUCACCUCGAAUUCCGGGCGGUAUUCUUGCUGAUGAAAUGGGAUUGGGAAAAACGGUUGAACUACUUGCUUGCAUCUUUUCUCAUCGGAAACCAGCCGAGGAUGAAAUAUCCGUGUCUAAUGGGUCAUCAUCAGUUAUUGAUGAUUGUAAAACUGGUUUAAAAAGAUUAAAAAGAGAACGUAUUGAGUGCAUAUGUGGAGCUGUUAGUGAGAGUCGCAAAUACAUAGGAGUUUGGGUACAGUGUGACAUGUGUGAUGCUUGGCAGCAUGCGGACUGUGUAGGUUAUUCACCUAAAGGGAAUGGUAAGAAGCCUAGUCAAGAUGAAAAAGUUUCUCAAAAAAAAAGCAAAAAGGAUGCAACGGAAAUUGUUGUUAGACAAGGUGAAUAUAUUUGCCAAAUGUGCUCUGAACUUCUACAAGUCACUGCCUCUCCCAUCUCUACGGGUGCCACUCUUAUUGUCUGUCCAGCUCCUAUAUUACUGCAAUGGCAUUCCGAAAUUACACGCCAUACGCGCUUGGGUUCUCUCGUAACAUGUAUCUACGAAGGUGUGAGGAACGCCUCACUCUCUGAAGAACCUAUAAUCGACAUCACUGAACUCCUCAAUGCUGACAUUGUUUUAACUACGUACGAUGUCCUCAAAGAGGACUUGACACAUGACCAUGACAGGCAUGAUGGUGACCGGCAGUGUCUUAGAUUCCAGAAAAGGUACCCUGUUAUUCCUACUCCACUCACAAGAAUAUUCUGGUGGAGGAUUUGUUUGGAUGAGGCCCAGAUGGUGGAGAGCAAUGCAGCUGCUGCAACAGAGAUGGCAUUGAGAUUAUAUACCAAACACCGUUGGUGUAUCACUGGAACUCCUAUACAGCGCAAACUUGAUGACUUAUUUGGACUUUUGAGGUUCCUUAAAGCAGAUCCUUUCGAUGUUUCAAGAUGGUGGAUUGAAGUUAUUAGAGAUCCAUAUGAGAGGCGAGACGCAAGGGCCAUGGAGUUUACGCAUAAAUUUUUCAAACAAGUUAUGUGGCGUUCUUCGAAAGUUCAUGUGGCUGACGAGUUGCAACUCCCACCUCAAGAGGAAUGCGUUUCGUGGCUCAAAUUUUCUGCAAUUGAAGAAUACUUCUAUAGCAGACAGCAUGAAACUUGUGUGAGUUAUGCCCGUGAAGUUAUAGAAACUUUGAAACGUGAUAUUCUCAAAAGAGGUCAUUCUUCUUCUGAUAAUCCUUUAAUCACUCAUGCCGAAACUGCAAAACUGUUGAAAUCGCUCUUGAAACUGCGCCAAGCUUGCUGCCACCCUCAAGUAGGGAGUUCUGGUUUACGUUCAUUGCAACAAACUCCAAUGACAAUGGAAGAAAUUCUAAUGGUCCUUGUGAAAAAGACUCAGAGCGAGGGAGAAGAAGCUCUUAGAGUGUUAAUUGUUGCUUUAAAUGGGAUUGCUGCUAUUGCCAUGCUUAAGCAAGAUUUUUCUGAAGCUGUAUCAUUAUACAAGGAAGCAUUGAAUAUAACUGAAGAGCACGCCGAGGAUUUUCGUCUUGAUCCAUUGUUGAAUAUUCACAUCCUUCACAAUCUAGCGGAGAUACUACCAAUGGUCGAAAGCAACAGAGGAAAACUUUCUGCAUCAGGAAGCCCUGAAAAAAGAAUAGAUGUAAAAGAUGACGAUCAUCAUCCUGCAGCGAAAAGGCAGAGGAUCGGUGAGCUCGACACUGUAACUCAUGUUUCUUCAGAAACUGCACAACAGUGGGAAUCCAGUGCUCCAGAGAGUGGUUUAAAGAAGGAUGGAGAGUAUCAUGAAGAGUGCAAAACUCUAAAUAUAGUUUGUGACUCAUUGAAAGUGAAGUAUUUAUCCGCAUUCAACUCAAAGCUUUCUGCCGCACAGCAGGAAUUCAGAAAAUCAUACAAUCAGGUUUCCGAGUCGUUGAGCAAUAUGGGGAAACAACAUUCGAGUUGGUGGUUGGAUGCCUUACAACUUGCUGAACAGAAUAAAGAAAUCUCCAGCGAGUUGACCAGGAAGAUUGAAGAGGCCAUCAAUCGAAGCCUAAACAAUUCAAGCUCCUCCAGAGCAACUUCUCGCUUUAGAACCAUACAUGGCCUGAAACUUCAUCUGCAGACUUGUAUGGAUACGUUGGAAAGCUCUAGAAAGACAGUGAUAGAUAGGCUUCUAGAGAUUGACCAGACUAUGGAGAAACCAAAAUUGGAGGAUAUUGAGCGUAUUGGUAACUGCAAGUAUUGUCUGAAGAGAGAUGAUGGCCCUACUUGUAUAUAUUGUGAGCUAGAUAAACUAUUUCAGGAAUAUAAUGCUAGGCUAUUCAGUCUUAAGAAAUCUCGUAGGGGAGUAAUGGAACAUGCGUCUGCAGAAGAGAUAGUAGAUUUGCAGAAGAAGAGAUCUGCCCUUAAUCUUUUCUUUGUUGGUUUGUCAUCGAGAAACAAGGAUCUAAAUGCACCAUAUGGUGAUAACGAAGAUCCCACCAAAAGAAAUGCUGGUGACGCCGUGGUUGUUUCAAAAUCUCCGUCUGAGACUGAAAUAGUUCUUGGAGUGAUAAGAAACCAUUGCAAAACUUAUUUAGACAGGGAAAGCAAAUUGGCAGCCACAAAACAUUUGCAUACCCUUGAGGUGAUGCGAAAGGAAUAUGCCCAUGCAAGGGCCUUGGCUAGGGCUCAAGCUCACCUCCUACGUGCCUACGAUGAGAUCAAGAUGGCAACAAUGAGACUGCAGCUUAGAGAAUCUGAAGAUGAUACUUCGAUUUAUGCUUUGAGCCUGAAUGAGUUAGACGCUGCUAGUGUGCAGAACACAAAUGAUAAAUUUUUGGCUCAAUCCUCGUUGCUUAGUAUUAAAGGGAAACUUCGUUAUUUGAAGGGUUUGAUGAAAUCCAAACAGAAACAAGAAUCCGAUAGUCCAGUUCAUUCUUCGCCAAAACGGGAAACAGUUAAGGAUUUAGCUCUUGUUGAAAAGAAAGGCGAAAACCUUUUGAAGCCUGAGGAAGCAUGCCCGAUUUGUCAUGAAAUUCUACGGAAUCAGAAGAUGGUUUUCCAGUGUGGACACAGCACUUGCUGUAACUGUUUUUUUGCCAUGACUGAGCGCAGAUCAAGUCACGAAACUCUGCGAAAGUGGGUGAUGUGUCCAAUAUGCAGGCAGCAUACAGAUGUUAGAAAUAUUGCAUAUGCUGAUGACAGUCGGAAUGGUUCUUCGUCUUCUUCAGAUCAAGAUCACAAAGAAAACGAAGCAUCAUUGGCUGUUCAAGGUUCAUAUGGAACAAAGAUUGAAGCUAUUACUAGAAGAAUCUUAUGGAUCAAGUCAAGCGACCCACAAGCGAAGGUUCUUGUUUUCUCCAGCUGGAACGAUGUUCUUGAUGUGUUACAGCAUGCCUUAGCUGCCAACAGCAUCACCUUCGUCCGGAUGAAAGGAGGCAGGAAAUCACAGACAGCCAUUAGCAAAUUCAAGGAGAUCGAGAAAGAAACUCAAAUGACAAACUCCCAUAAAAAAGAGGCAAAAUCGAUCCAAGUGCUAUUGCUCUUGGUGCAGCAUGGUGCCAACGGUCUUAAUCUUUUAGAAGCACAGCAUGUUAUUCUGGUGGAACCACUUCUAAAUCCUGCUGCAGAAGCGCAAGCUGUUGGGCGUGUUCACCGGAUUGGACAAGAGAAGCCUACUCUAGUUCAUCGUUUCUUGGUAACGGGCACGGUGGAAGAGAGCAUUUACAAGCUGAAUAGGAGUAAGAACGCACAGACAAACUCAUUCACCAGCAGGAAUACAAAGAAUAAAGAUCAAGAGUUUCUGACGCUAAGAGAUCUUGAAUCUCUAUUUGCUUCACCAGCAGCAAAAGCAGCAGAGACAGAAGAAAACCCCGGAGAAAGACGGACAAAUCUGAGAGAUCUACCGCCCUCAGUUGCAGCAGCCAUAGCAGCCGAGAGGAGAAUGAACGAAGGCAAUGCAUCAUCAUCAACUAUAAACGCAUCAUGA